AUGUCCGGUGUAGAGGACGUAGAGGCUUCGGGGCGCAAGCACAAGCCUCCCUACACGCCGCAUCAUCCUGUACCGACCGUUCAACGUUACCGUCAAGAGAAACAGGACCGCGAGCAGCAGUACGGCCAUCCCGAUGCUGACGGUCAAGAUGAUCGCAGCAAGACCAACCGACUCACGGACGCAUACACCGCAUUGCGACACGGCAAGGAAGCCGUGAACCCGAACGAGAACACACAGCCGUACAAGUCCAUCAAUAAGAACUUGGAAGAUACCGACGAAAACGAUAUAGCAGACGAUCACGCCGGGCGCGUGAAACCAAAAAGUAAUGACGACAAGUUCAGGCGCAAGAGCGAUGGCGAUGAUGACCACGAUGACACGCCAAAGGAUACUACAGAAGGAAAUUUGGUUUCACAGGACCCCAAGAAAGCUAGAAAGGAUAUGAAGAAGUGGAGUGCAGACGGGACAGAACGCGAGGUCACAGAUCCAGUUACACAUCUCCCUGUGACAAUCCAUGAUUACACGGAGAAAGACUUGAAAAUGACACCCAAGAAUGGGCCACCUGCAGGCACGGAGGCAAGGUCGGCCACUGGCGCACUGGCCAUGAACAAGUCCGACGAGCAGCUUCAGGAUGAGCAGAAGGAGUCCCAGGAUGCCCACAGCGGUGUCGACCCUCUCUUCCCGCCUCCCGACUUUACCAUGACACGCGAAGGCAUCACGGACGCAUAUAGAAAGGCCAUUACCGCUGGACUUGGAUUGGUCGCCGCAAGCAUAGUUACCGUCGUAGCGCUUUUUCAAUUCACGCGUAACUCUACUGGCUGGUCGAGAGCCUUCUUCCUUCUGCUCGAGAUAGCUGCUUGUGUUGGUGCUUCCGGCGCUGUUAUCAUGGGCACACGACAGUGGACAGAGAAUAAGAUUAACAACGUAUGGGAGACUGAAGUCUGGCAGGCCGAGAGGGAGAAAGGCCAGAAGCUGAUCAAAACCAACAUUCCAGAGAGCGCGCAAUGGCUGAAUUCAUUUCUGGCUUCGGUCUGGCCGCUCAUCAACCCUGAUCUCUUUACUAGCAUAUCAGAUACUCUUGAGGAUGUUAUGCAAGCUAGUUUACCGAGGAUGGUUCGCAUGGUAUCUGUAGACGACAUUGGCCAAGGUAGCGAGUCCCUCCGCAUACUGGGUGUUCGAUGGCUUCCCACAGGUGCAGCGGCACGGUCUGUGGGUGAGGACGGCAAGCUCAAGAAGGGCGGCGAGAAGGAUAAGACAACAAGUGAUCGAUCGAUCCCAGGUCAAGGAGAAGUCGACGACAAAGCAGAAGGGAAAGACGAAGAUGGUGACGGACAGGAUGAUGGAAUUGCCGAAGGCAUGGAAGCCGAAGAAGGUGAUUUCGUCAAUGUGGAAAUCGCAUUCGCCUAUCGCCCAUCGACUGGACGGAAACGCAUGAAGGACCGUGCAAAGAAAGCGCACCUUUACAUGGCAUUUUAUCUACCUUCCAACAUCAAGCUUCCUGUCUGGGUCGAGGUCGAGGGUUUCGUCGGCGUGAUGCGCAUGCGUCUGCAGCUCACGCCUGACCCGCCCUUUUUCUCUUUGUGCACUUUUACCUUCCUCGGACAGCCCAAGGUCGAUAUCUCUUGCGUUCCACUUCUUAAACAAGCUCCCAAUCUGAUGGAUUUCCCGCUGAUCUCCCGCUUCGUCCAGUCGUCGGUCGACGCCGCCAUGGCUGAGUACGUGGCACCAAAGUCACUCACACUUGAUCUCAAGGACAUGAUGAUGGGCGACGACUUCAAGAAAGACACCAACGCACGUGGCGUUAUUGUUGUUACGAUCAAGCGUGCAUAUGACUUUAAGGAAGGAGAUGGAGGUAUCGGUCCAAUCAAGGGCUCAGCCGAUCCAUAUGUGAGUGUUGGCUGGGCCAAGUUUGGCAAACCCAUGUGGUCGACUCGUGUCCAGACGAAGAACAUGGAGCCCUACUGGCACGAGACUUGCUUCCUGCUGGUGACUUCGGACGAGCUCAACGUGGACGAACGUUUGAGACUACAACUAUGGGACGCAGAUCGUAUGUCAGCCGACGACGACCUAGGCCGCAUCGAAGUAGACGUCAAGCAUCUGAUGAAGGAUAAGGCAACGAACGGAAAGAUGCAUGACCGUGAGGAUGGAUUUCAAUCCCUCAAGAAGGGUGAGGGUAUGCCGGGCAAGCUGUGCUGGAGUCUUGGGUAUUACUCCAAGACCAGGAUCACCGACGAUCAGCUCACUGCUCAAGAAGAGGACUCGGAUAUUGAGAACAUCGAUCAGCUCAAGGAAAAAGUCUACAAGGAAAGCGAGCGCAAAUUGCGGGAGGCGAGUAAAGACGAAGGAGAGGAAAUUGAGCAGCAGAAGGCUCAAGAUCUCAAGGCUCGGGAAGACGAUCUCAUCAUCGCUUCGCCUCCACCAUCGAACUACCCUUCCGGUAUCCUCAGUGUCGUUGUCCAUCAAAUUACGGGCCUAGGAUUUGAAAGCCUAAACAGAAAGAAGCAGAAUGACGACGCCAGUGAGGAAGAGGAGGAGGGCGAUGAUCUGCCUUCCGCAUAUUGUACCAUCAUCCUCAAUCAUCAAAAGAUAUUCAGAACACGGACCAAGCCGAAGAACUCGAAGCCUUUCUUCAAUGCUGGCUGCGAGCGAUUCAUUCGCGACUGGCGCAACUCCGAAGUACACGUCUCAAUACGCGACGCACGUGUGCAUGAGGAUGACGCUCUUCUCGGCGUUGUCUAUCUGCCCCUGUCGAGGAUUCUCAAGCACCGCAGCCAACUCGUUUCCAACUUCCCGAUCGCUGGUGGCGUCGGCUACGGCCGCGCUCGUAUCUCAAUUGUGUUCCGGUCGGUGCAGCUCCAGGCUCCCCCAAGCAUGUUAGGCUGGGAAUUUGGGACACUGGAUAUCAAGCCCGUUGUAAAAGCCAUCAAGAUAACAGAUGACCUCAAGAAUUUAAGGAUGAAGAUACGCACCAGCCUCUCUCGUGGCAAGCUCCACUCUGGCACUCAAGACAGCGAAGCAAAUCAGCACGACGGCCACACCGUUUGGAAGACCCGGAAAGACAACAGCAUCCGUCUACCUGUACGCAAGCGCUACGCUUCGCCCCUCGUCGUCGAGUUUCGCAAGGAUUCCGCACUGUCCGACCGUACCCCUGCGUUUGCGAUUCUUUGGCUCAAAGACAUUCCGGAUAAUGAGGAACAGACCGUUCGCUUGAUCGUGUGGAAAGGCGACCUCAACCGCGCCGAGAACAAUGUCCUUGAGUCCUACGGCGACAAAGUCGGCGAGAUCGAGCUUACCAUGACGUUCUGGUCCGGCCUCUCAGGCUACCACCAACCGCUCGCCAAGAAGGACAAACACCUCGGCCAGGUCAUGGAGGUCCUCGAUGCGUGCAACGACAACGACGACAUGGACUGGAACAAUGGCUCAGACUCAGACAACAACUCCGACUCGUCUGAUUCCGACACUGACAAGUCUGAUUUUAUCCCAAGCAUCUUGCACCCGAACUCUAACAGCAGCUUGGAAAGCGAUGGAAAGAGGGGCUUAAUGGAUCAGGUCAGGGACUACAAACAGAACGCGAAGCAGCUGCAUCGCAGGAAUCGCGGCGCGAUGCAGUGGAAGGGUCCGAGGACGCUGGUGUAUUUGAAGCAUUUGGCGCAGAGGGGCGAGAACAAGGUGGAGAAUAUGUUCAAGAUGGAAGGGAAGGGCGGGAAGGGGAUUGAGACGGAGGCGUAG
Messenger RNA from Paraphaeosphaeria sporulosa, 3726 nucleotides. RefSeq lists its product as uncharacterized. Lineage: Eukaryota; Fungi; Ascomycota; Dothideomycetes; Pleosporales; Didymosphaeriaceae. The transcript is spliced from 3 exons. Gene Ontology annotation, molecular function: lipid binding. The record is from RefSeq and is a predicted model, not a curated record. Bases 1 to 3726 code for a protein of 1241 amino acids.